Silurus meridionalis is the source of this 1469-nucleotide messenger RNA. It is a transcript of the gene mrrf, whose product is annotated as mitochondrial ribosome recycling factor. Gene Ontology annotation, molecular function: ribosomal large subunit binding. Gene Ontology annotation, cellular component: mitochondrion. The transcript is spliced from 8 exons. Gene Ontology annotation, biological process: translation. The record is from RefSeq and is a predicted model, not a curated record. Bases 236 to 1000 code for a protein of 254 amino acids. NCBI's taxonomy places the organism in Eukaryota, Metazoa, Chordata, Actinopteri, Siluriformes, Siluridae.
GCCAUUUUUGAUGACGUACCACACAGCUUUUGUGGCAUGUGCUUGACCAGUGUUUAGUUUGAAGUGCACUGAGAGCGGUACAGAGCAGGAGAUUAACCUGGUGUGGGUCUUUUCGAAGGGUCUCGAGCACCUUCUGCGAUUCGCGCCGCACGUCUGUGACGGUGUCGAAACAGCGACGUUCGAGCUGAUCUUCAUCUUUGGGAAGAGGGAGAAAUCCUCAGGAGCCAAAUCUGACAUGGCGUCUAGUCGUCUGGGCCUCCUGCGCCCGUUGCUCCGCUCCGUCACAAGCCCAGUUGUGAGCAGCACACCAGUGCUUCCUUUCGCUCAUCAUCUCUGCCCCCAUGUUGUCGUCUCUCCGGCUCGUCACGCCCGCCAUUAUGCUACGAAGAAAAGUAAAGCAAAAGCAAAGAGUCAGAUGACUAAAGUGAGCAUCAACGCCGCCCUGGUGGAGGACAUCAUCAACCUGGACGAGGUGAAGGAAGACAUGGCUGCCGUUCUGACCACUCUGAGAGACGACUUCAGCCGCAACCUGGGAAUCAGAACCUCACCAGGUGCCCUGGACCACAUCACUGUGAGCACCAAGGAUGGGAAAUUCCCCCUGAACCAGCUCGGCCAGAUCUCCAUGAAAUCUCCACAGCUCCUCAUCAUCAACAUGGCCAGUUACCCAGAGGCCACAGCAGCCGCCACUCGCGCACUACAGGAGAGCAGCAUGAAGCUUAACCCAGAAGUUGAGGGCACCAUCAUCAGGGUCCCUAUUCCCAAGGUGACCCGGGAGCACAGGGAGAACCUGGCCAAGCUGGCAAAGCAGUUCAGUAACAAGGCGAAGGAGUCGGUGAGGAGGGUUCGCUCCAACACCCUGGCUCAAGUGAAGAGGAGUAAAGAGGGCGUGUCUGAGGACACCAUCCACCUGAUCGAAAAACAGGUUCAGCAGAUGGCAGACGGUUUCGCAGCAGACAUCGACAAACAGCUCGCCUCUAAAACCAAAGAGCUCCUGGGCUGAAACACACUGUUUUUUUUAUUGGAGGAAAGUUCUCAACAGUGUGAUUUAUUUCCUCAGAAGCUCUGAAACGUUUUGAAAAAACAAGCAGAUUUCGUUUUCCCUUCAAAUUAAAUAAAUAUCCCGUAACGCAGCAUGAUGAUGAUGAACCCACACUGUAUAAGGCGGCGCUCGUUUGUUUGUGUGUUUUUUUUAAUCACGCGUAAAUAAACGUUGCCAUGGCACGGCAGCAGGCGUCGUCCGGCCACGCCCAUCCUCACAUCCACACAUCCUCGGGAUAAACAGUCGGGGAGAGACAGAUGAAGUUUUAAUGUGAUUGGAGGUUUCCUCCCUGCUCAUCAGAGCCACACCACAUUUAUCCCACGUGCGUUUAUGGAAGAAAGUACAGAACCGAAUGUAAACUCGUCAGGCUCUCAACAAGACGCUUGUUUUCUUCUGCGUGUGGGAAUAAAACACAAAGCAUUGGAUCAUU